Messenger RNA from Linum tenue, 897 nucleotides. NCBI's taxonomy places the organism in Eukaryota, Viridiplantae, Streptophyta, Magnoliopsida, Malpighiales, Linaceae. The record is from the annotation of a GenBank genome assembly.
CCGACCAUUUGUUCGCCACAUCGAGUCCCGCAUGGAGCCAAUCAGUUUUGAAGAUCUCCACUCCCUGUUGCUGAGCGAAGAAAGCCAGAUCCGGCGCUAUUCUGUUCGUCAUGAAUCUCCGUCGCCAACGACGUUCUAUUCUAGCGCCGUCGUUCCUCGUGGACACAGAGGCGGCCGGGGUCGUGGUCGCGGGGCUCCAAGGGGCCGAUUUCCUUCUAAUCCCUUAUUUUCUUCUUCUGGCAGGUCCGGCCCGAAUGCAGGCCUUCUUGGUUCGCGGCCCAAUUCUGCUCCGGUGGUGUGUCACAAUUGUGGGGGGCGUGGGCAUAUAAAGCCCAAUUGCCCAAGCCCACACGUUCCCAACCAUUCCCAUUCUGCCUUUCCUCCUGCUGCCGGCCCACCCACUCCCUAUGGCCCAGUUGGUUCUACAUAUUCCAGCCCACACACCAUGUUUGCUACUUCUCCAGCCCAAAUGAUUAAUUCUCAGCAAUGGCUCAUGGAUUCUGGUACUAAUCAUCAUUUAACCUCUGAUCUGGAUAAUCUUGCUCAUCAUUCGGAAUAUAACGGCACUGAUCAUGUUAUGUUUGGCAACGGACCGGCGCACGGCGAAUGAGAUUUAUCGUGGUUAUGCGGUGGAUGGUCUCUAUUCCCUUCCUCUAAAUAUUGUUCGCCAUCUACCGCCUCUUGCUUGCACUGCGACAUUGGAUGUGUGGCAUCGUCGCCUUGGGCACGCGCAUGAUCGUGUAGUCAAGCAAGCUCUUCGUCAACAUCAUAUCAAAUUUCUUCCCUCUUCCUCGUCAUUAUGUCAUGGUUGUGCUGUCAGCAAAAUUCACAAGUUACCCUUUGUUUCUUCUACCUUUCAAGCCUCUUCUCCUUUAGAACUUGUUUGCAGUGAUGUUU